This is a messenger RNA of Cololabis saira (Pacific saury), 6357 nucleotides long. RefSeq names its product diphosphoinositol pentakisphosphate kinase 1a (gene ppip5k1a). NCBI's taxonomy places the organism in Eukaryota, Metazoa, Chordata, Actinopteri, Beloniformes, Belonidae. The coding region runs from base 305 to 4657 and encodes 1450 amino acids. The record is from RefSeq and is a predicted model, not a curated record. Gene Ontology annotation, cellular component: cytosol. The transcript is spliced from 33 exons. Gene Ontology annotation, molecular function: inositol hexakisphosphate kinase activity; 5-diphosphoinositol pentakisphosphate 1-kinase activity; diphosphoinositol pentakisphosphate kinase activity. Gene Ontology annotation, biological process: inositol metabolic process; inositol phosphate biosynthetic process.
CAUGUCAACCUGAAAAAUUAAGGUCGGUUAAACUGUCAUAGUGGAGGAAGCGUCCGGGGUGAAAACAGCACCUAACCGACUUUCAGUAUUGCAUUGACAUGGAAGAAAGGACUGUCAUCAGGUAACUGGAGCUUUGCCCUGCUGCAGAAGACUCUUCUUAAUACGAAGUCCAUCAUACAAGGCCAGGUGGUGUGGACUCUUCCCUCUCCCCAGGCCUGCUGCCCUCCCAUUGGAGGCCUGCUCCGGCGGUGUGUUGGUGUACGAUGGCGCGGUGGGACGCUAAGGGCUGUCGCGGGAGACUGUGAUGUCAGUGCCCAACAGCCCGGGCGAGAGCCGACGUGGCGCUCCCAGAUUCUUCGUGGGCUGCGAGGACGAUGAGAGCGAGGUUGUGGAAGAUUGUAUGAGGACAGACAUGGAGCUGUAUGAGGACGACGAAGACACAGACUCGCCCCCGGAGCGGCAGAUCAUGGUGGGGAUCUGUUGCAUGAUGAAGAAGUCCAAAUCCAAGCCUAUGACCCAGAUCCUGGAGAGGCUGUGCAGGUUUGAGUACAUCACUGUGGUCAUCUUUCCAGAGGACGUCAUCCUCAACGAGCCCGUGAACAAAUGGCCUUUGUGCGACUGCCUCAUCUCCUUCCACUCCAAGGGAUUCCCGCUGGAUAAAGCAGUGAGUUAUGCCAAGCUGAGAAACCCUCUGCUCCUCAAUGACGUGAACAUGCAGUACUACAUUCAAGACAGGAGAGAGGUGUAUCGCAUCCUGCAGGAGGAAGGGAUAGAGCUGCCGCGCUACGCUGUGCUGAACCGUGACCCAGACAAACCUGAAGAGUGUAACCUGGUGGAAGGAGAGGACCACGUGGAGGUGAACGGAGAAAUAUUCCAGAAGCCUUUUGUCGAGAAGCCUGUCUGUGCUGAGGACCACAAUGUCUACAUCUACUACCCCACCUCUGCAGGUGGAGGCAGUCAGCGACUCUUCAGAAAGAUUGGAAGCCGAAGCAGCGUCUACUCACCAGAGAGCAGCGUCAGAAAGACUGGCUCGUACAUCUAUGAAGAGUUCAUGCCGACAGAUGGCACCGAUGUUAAGGUGUACACAGUGGGGCCUGACUAUGCUCAUGCCGAGGCCCGGAAGUCUCCUGCUUUGGAUGGGAAGGUCGAGAGAGACAGCGAAGGGAAAGAGGUCCGUUACCCUGUCAUGCUCUCGGCUAUGGAGAAGCUGGUGGCUCGUAAAGUGUGCCUGGCUUUCAAGCAAACAGUGUGUGGCUUUGACCUUCUCAGAGCCAACGGACACUCCUACGUGUGUGAUGUCAACGGUUUCAGUUUUGUGAAGAACUCGAUGAAAUAUUAUGACGAUUGUGCCAAGAUCCUUGGAAACAUAGUCAUGCGUGAGCUGGCUCCUCAGUUUCAGAUACCUUGGUCCAUCCCAACGGAUUCAGAAGACAUCCCAAUUGUUCCCACCACUUCAGGGACCAUGAUGGAGCUACGCUGUGUCAUCGCUGUUAUCCGUCAUGGAGACAGAACUCCCAAACAGAAGAUGAAGAUGGAAGUUCGCAACCCCUUGUUCUUUGACCUUUUCGAAAAAUAUGGAGGAUACAAAACUGGGAAAUUAAAACUCAAAAAGCCAAAACAGCUGCAGGAGGUGCUGGACAUCACACGGCAGCUGCUUGCAGAUUUGGGACAACACAAUGAUUGUGAGAUUGAAGAGAAAAAGUCCAAACUGGAGCAGCUGAAGACUGUUCUGGAAAUGUAUGGCCACUUCUCUGGGAUCAACAGAAAAGUGCAACUAACUUACCUGCCUCAUGGGCAACCUAAAACCUCAAGUGAAGAAGAAGAUACACGGAAAGAGGGUCCAUCUCUGCUGCUGGUGUUAAAGUGGGGAGGAGAGCUGACUCCAGCUGGUAGAGUUCAGGCUGAGGAACUGGGAAGAGCCUUUCGCUGUAUGUACCCUGGAGGACAAGGAGACUACGCUGGGUUCCCAGGCUGUGGGUUACUGCGGUUACACAGCACCUACAGACAUGACCUGAAGAUAUACGCCUCUGAUGAAGGCCGGGUGCAGAUGACGGCUGCAGCUUUUGCAAAGGGUUUGCUGGCUCUUGAGGGUGAGCUGACACCCAUCCUGGUGCAGAUGGUAAAAAGCGCCAACAUGAACGGGCUUCUGGACAACGACAGCGACUCCCUGAGCAGCUGCCAGCACCGCGUCAAGGCUCGGCUCCAUGAAAUCCUGCAGAGGGACCGGGAGUUCACUGACGAGGACUAUGAUAGGCUGGCCCCAACCUGCAGUGCGUCUUUGGUGAAUUCGAUGAAGAUCGUCAACAACCCCGUGGCCACAUGUGACGAUGUAUACGCGCUCAUUCAGAGUCUCACCUCACAGAUCCGCAAAAGAAUGGAAGACCCAAAAUCUGCCGACCUGCAGCUGUACCACAGUGAGACCCUGGAGCUGAUGCUGCAGCGCUGGUCCAAACUCGAGAGAGACUUCCGCAUGAAAAACGGCCGCUACGACAUCAGUAAGAUACCUGACAUUUACGACUGUGUCAAGUACGAUGUCAUACACAAUGCCACCCUGGGCCUGGAGGACACGCUGGAGCUGUUCAGACUGUCUCGAGCUUUAGCCGACAUCGUCAUCCCACAGGAAUAUGGCAUAAAUAAUGUGGAGAAAAUGGACAUAGCAUACGCCUACUGCCUCCCACUGGUCAGGAAAAUCCAGCUCGACCUGCAGAGAACCCACGAAGAUGAGUCUGUCAACAAACUACAUCCUCUGUAUUCCCGUGGCGUGAUGUCCCCUGGCCGUCAUGUCAGGACACGGUUAUAUUUCACCAGCGAGAGCCACGUCCACUCACUGCUCAGCAUUUUCCGAUAUGGAGGCUUACUUGAUGAGGAGAAGGACCAGCAGUGGAAGCGGGCCAUGGAUUACCUCAGUGCCGUCUCCGAACUCAACUACAUGACGCAGAUUGUCAUCAUGCUUUAUGAAGACAAUAAUAAGGACAUCUCCUCUGAAGAACGUUUCCACGUGGAGCUCCACUUCAGCCCCGGUGUCAAAGGUGUUGAAGAGGAGGAGAACGCACCAACUGGAUUCGGCUUCAGACCUGCUUCUGCCGAGGUGGCUAGACAGAACGGGCAAAAGCAGUCUGACCCCGGCAGUCUGGAGGACCUGUCGCGUGAUGAAACGGACCGUGCUGUGCCGCUGUCUGAGCCAAUCACCAUUCAGAGGAGGUCCCCACUCAUACGCAAUCAUAAGACUGGAUCCAUGGAGGUCCUGUCAGAGACCUCCUCCUCCAAAGUUGGCAGUUAUCGCCUCUUUUCGCUCUGCUCACGUCAAUCCCCCGAGAUGAAACAAAGUGGAUUAGGCUCUCAGUGUGCCGGGCUCUUCAGCACCACCGUCCUCGGUGGCUCCUCUAGCGCACCUAACCUGCAGGACUACGCACGCGCGCAUCGCAAAAAAUUCUCCACCAGCAGUCUGUCCUACAAAGACGAGUUGUUGUCUAUGCCGGCAGUAAAACGGUUUUCUGUGUCAAUUGCAAAGCAUCCGACUAAUGGAACACAAGAUGACACCUCCGCCGUUGCAGUGGCUCCAUCCCUCUGGGGCGCUGCCACUGCCACAGAGCCCAUGGAGGAACACCAUGUGGCCCAGGUGUUGAGGUGUUUCUCCACUGACCUCAGCCUGGGCCGCCACUCUCCUCUGGACCAGGCGCUGGCCCACCACCUCCACCAGUGCUCCUACCACCUCCGCAUCUUCCGAAACUGGCUCAUCUCCGGCCAGGACCCCCUAGAGUACCUCCACGGCUUCGAAGGCUGCUUCAUGGUGCCGUCCAUCUAUCCGCUGGAAACACUACACAACUCGCUGUCGCUAAAACAGGUCAGCGAGUUCCUCGCCGGCGUCUGCGAGAGCGCAGGGGACCCUCACACCAGGACCACCAGAGCUUUGUCAGCCAUGUUUGACACGCACAACCAGCCGUCGGUGGACUCGUACAUCCCUCAGAGAGUCAUGUCGUCCUCCAUCUCCCUCAGAUCCCGUUCUGACAGACCUCCGUGGUACAGCAGCGGUCCAUCCAGUACGGUAUCCAGCGCCGGGCCGUCCUCUCCCACCACGGCUGACACUUCUCCCCGCUUCAGCUUCAGCGACAAGGUGUCCCUUACCCCUCAGAGCAGCGAGGAAAUCCACUCCUCCCAGAACAUUUCCUCUCAGCUGGGGCCUGCCUUCGGGUCCCAAGGCCUCGAGCCCACCGGGCCUGCUGUUUCGCCCGCAGAAGUCCCUCUGACUCCUAAUAACUCGCCAGAGGAUGAGCCGGAGCUCGAUGCUGCUACUGAUAACCACCCUGGGAAUGCUGAAGCGCCCCCGGAGGGGCACGAGGUGCUGUCUGUGCCUGUGGAUCCGUGCAGCGCUCUGCUCCCAGAUCCCGGCCAGACGCCGCUCUGCUCCGACUUGGCCGAACUGGCUUUGGGUCGGAUGGAGAGCUACUGCCUCCCCGGGUCUCUGCCGGUGCUGCUGGAGCUCAGAGAGAGCAGCAGCGAGGCGGGAUCCAGCUCACAGACCCCCCUGUCUCCAGAGGGGCCCGACGAGUUCUUCGACACGCAGGAGUCCAUGGAGUUGUGGACGGACGGUGCAGAAACCCCCCCGAAUCCUGAGACGCCUCUGGAGGCCGGACCCGCUCACGCAGCAGAGCCAUAGAACUGCAUCACGUCAGAAAGGACUGUUUUAACUAACUUUACAAGCCCAAUCCUUGUAGCGGAGCAUUCAAACUGACUUCCUUGUGACUGCGUCUCUUCCAGCCGAUGACUGUGUGCGUGAUUCUUGGCAGCUUGUUUUUGCACUGGCUCCGUGUUUGCUGGAGAAGUCUCUCACGUGCUGUUCAUUGCCUUUUAAAAAGCGCACCAGUGACGCCGCUGAGCCUCCGCUGACAGUCCAGCGUCUGUAAAGACGCUGUCGUCAGGUGAAGCUACUGGCGAGCAGAAAGGAAAUGUAUGUGCUGAUAGAGGACAUUUCCUUGAAACUUCUUUAAUUAAUUGUGGCCACUAGGGGGCAGAAAAGUCCAGGAAAACAAAACUGGGGAGGUGUAGUCUUAAACACACAGGACAUAUCCUGUAAAGCUAAAGCAGUGAGCUGCGAAGCUUCUUAGAGUUGGGAUAAUAUCAAAAUGAUCUGUACGUUUUCAAAUGAUAUGUGCUCUGUGGAUUUGUUGUUACCAUAACGAUACAGGUUUGAUUUGUGUGUUGUCUCUUGUGCAUAAGCUUUGUCUACUCUUGGACAGCUGGAUUCAUGAUGUGUAAGCCUUUGUAGCACCAACCGUUAUGUCAUCUGUCACAAUAACGUGGCCGGUAUCAGGACGCACUUCCCGGCUACAAGACAGACGAACUCGGCCGUCGUGGUGAGUGGGAGCUCUUCCGUUCGCUAAAGGACUAAAACACUUGGAGACUUGCUGCUUUCAGAGGAAUCCCAGGAAGUGGGUGGCAAUCAGAAGACCUGAAGUUUGUCAUCACUCUGGCAGCACCUUCUCGUGCAGCGCUCCUGAAACACGGCGUCUCCACAUCCUGCAUCCUGGGAUUUGAAACAAACUUGAACAACAGCAUCUUAAUCAUAUUUAGGAAAACAUAAGCUUUCAGUGUUGAGGUCAAACCGCGUGUGCACCGCUUACAGCCAAAGUCUUUAAGUCUCUUUGAAGAUUUAAUAUAAUCAGCAGAAAAUUAAAGAGAAAAUAUUUAUUUUGAAAUUGCAAACUUGGGAGAAAAAGUUAUAUUUUUAAUACCCACACUUCAGAUGUUUAGUUGCAUCUCGGCUGCUUUGUUUUCCUUCCGCACAUCUUGAUGUGUUUGGACGUGAAUGUCUUAUUUUAUCACUGAACAAACAAGAGGGGCAUUUUAUAUUCAAUGUGCUUUUAUUUUGGAAGGUGUUUCUGGUUGUGUGUGUGUGUGUGUGUGUGUGUGUGUGUGUGUGUGUGUGUGUGUGUGUGUGUGUGUGUGUGUGUGUGUGUGUGUGUGUGUGUGUGUGUGUGUGUGUGUGUGUGUGUGUGUGUGUGUGUGUGUGUGUGUGUGUGUGUGUGUGUGUGUGUGUGUGUGUGUGUGUGUGUGUGUGUGUGUGUGUGUGUGUGUGUGUGUGUGUGUGGGGGGAGGGAGCGGGGUGUGCACACGUGCCUCAGAAGCUAUCCAGGUGGAUGCCUGUGUGUGUAAUCGGUGAGAUGUCAUGUUACACUGCGAUGACCUGUAGAACUGAAAUCCGCAUCUGUGAUUCAGCGACUGUACUUGCAUGUGUGUGCAGAUGAAACAUGGCACCAUUAUGAAUGUGGUAACUGUCUUGUGCUCGCUCUGUCGCCGUAGAGCUGCAGGUGUCGCUUCACAUAAAUAAACAGCCGUUUCCCUCCAGUGGAGCCAACA